Messenger RNA from Notolabrus celidotus (New Zealand spotty), 1491 nucleotides. Its product is annotated as B-cell receptor CD22-like. The transcript has 7 exons. The record is from RefSeq and is a predicted model, not a curated record. The coding region runs from base 410 to 1441 and encodes 343 amino acids. NCBI's taxonomy places the organism in Eukaryota, Metazoa, Chordata, Actinopteri, Labriformes, Labridae.
CAAGAGGAGGAUCUGUGCCCUAAAAGGCUCAUCAGUCAACAUUUCAUGCACAUACUUCUCUUAUUGGGCUCCUAAUUCAGUCUUUUGGUUCAGUCCUGCACAUAGUCAUCACUGGCAGAAUCCAACACAGCCUCAGGACCUAAAAGAAGACUCACAGUAUGAAGGCCGUGUUCAGGUCUCUGGCAUUUGGAGAGCACACUCGACUCUGAGAAUCUCUGACCUGAGAGAGAGCGAUUCAGCAGAGUAUCGCUUUAAGUUCAAAGGACCACGCUCUAAUUGGGGGAACAGUUUCCCUGGUUCAACUCUGACUGUCACAGCUCUGCAGGUGCAGGUAACCUCGGUAACAGUCCUGCAGGAUUACACUGAAGCAGUGCUGAGGUGUCACCACAGCUGCUCUCCUGCUGGUGACAUGUCAUACAUCUGGUUUAAAAAUGGACAGGAAAUCCAAUAUGAAGAAAAGUCCUCUCAUGAGGACUGGUUUUACCCAGGAGACUUCAUCUCUUGUGCUCUGAAAGGACUUGAGAAGUCUGCCUCUCCCUCAGUGUAUGCUCUGAAGGCUCCCUCUGUGUCGGUAAGUCCUCCUGGUGAAAUAACGAAUGGCAGUUCAGUCACUCUGAAAUGUAGCAGUGAUGCUAACAGAGAAGCUAACUACACCUGGCUCAAGAGGAACCAAACACUGCCCAGGGAAGAACCACAACUUGUCUUCACUUCCAUCCAGCCCUCUGACUCUGGAGAGUAUCGCUGUACAGCUGAGAACGAGCUGGGAAAGAGAACAUCUGAACCCGUCUUUAUCGAUGUCAAAUAUGCUCCACAGCUUCCCUCCGUGUCAGUGAGUCCCUCUGGUGAGAUAAUGGAGGGCAGUUCAGUGAAUCUGACCUGUAGCAGUGAUGCUAACCCAGCAGCUAACUACACCUGGUACAAGGAGAAUGAAGACUCACCAAAAGCUGUAGGACCGGUCUUCAUCAUCACUGAAUCCAGAGCUGAACACAGUGGGAAUUAUUACUGUGAAGCCCAUAAUGGAAUAGGACGUCAGAACUCCACCUUACUUCUGAUUGUUGUGGCAGGAGCAUGGACAUCAACAGCUGUUGGAACAAGCCUUGCUGUAGUCUUUGUCAUCUUACUCCUUGUUGUAUUCAUCCUGAUAAGAAAAAAGAGAGCCUCAAAGCGAUCAGCUGAGAUUGGAGAGACAGCAGGUGACACCCAGGAACAGUGCCUUCCUCCUCAGAGCACGCAAGAGGAGCAGGACCUUCAUUAUUCCAGCGUUCAGUUCAUCACAAACCCAGAGCCAGAGUCUCUCUACUCCUGCGUCAGACCAGUUCAACCAGAGUCUCUCUACUCCUGCGUCAGACCAGUUCAACAACACGGACACCAGCUGCAAGAGAAUCAGGAUGUUGUAUAUGCCGCUGUCACUAUUAACAAGCCCACUUCUGCCCUGAGCUGAGCAGGAUGGGAGCGUUUCUGCAACAUUUAGAAAUAGUGAAUCUGCAGCUU